Molecule: messenger RNA, 1713 nt
Organism: Nicotiana tabacum (common tobacco)
Lineage: Eukaryota; Viridiplantae; Streptophyta; Magnoliopsida; Solanales; Solanaceae
Source: RefSeq, a predicted model, not a curated record
AUGAAAAUUGACAAUCAACAAUUAUUGCACAGAAACACAUAUGUUUCGGAAGAGCAAGUGAUGCUGAUACCUCAAAUAGCAGAAGAGCAGGAGAUGCCAAUUUAUGACAUUACAAUGGAAAAUGAAAUUGCAAUUCCUGUGGAAGAUCAACACAUUGAAUCACUAGACACUAUUGAAGGAAGAAAAAGGAAAGCAAAAGGAAAGGAGCACUUUGAGUUCUAUAUUGACAGGUCAAGUAACACGAGAUACUCUUUGGUAUGUACUGAUGAAAAGUGUGGUUGGACUGUUCGAGGUUCAAGAAUUAAGGAAUCAACACUUUUUAAAAUAGUUAAAUUUCAGAGAACACAUGAGUGCUCGGUUGAUAUUAGAAAGUCACAUCAAAGACAAACAUCUUCAAAUGUGAUUAGAGAUUACAUGAUUGACAACUUAAGGGACAUAGCUACUGAAGUAAAGCCUAAGUUUGUCAUUUCAGAAAUGAAAAGAGCACAUGAGAUAGAUGUUGGUUAUGGAAAAGCAUUGCAUGCUAUUCAAAAAGGGUUAUCUUUAUUAAGAGGAACAACUAAACAGAAUUAUGAGCAACUGCCAUCAUAUUUGUAUAUGAUCGAACAAAAAAUCCAGGAUCAUAUACUAAUAUUCAGAGAGAUGCAGAAAACAGGCAUUUGGACAUCUGUGGAGGAAUUUAUGGCCAAAAUAUUAAGACCUGUCACUGCAGAAUACAAGAAGCCUGUGCGGCCGCGGUUGAUUUUGUGCGGUCCACAUAGGGCAUCUGAUGGUAGUAUAUUUGGACGGUUUGUUUACAUGUUUUUUAUGUACGGGGAGUCAAUUUCUGGGUGGAAGUAUUGUAGACCACUUACUUCUGUUGAUGGAACAUUUCUAAAAAAUAAAUAUAAAGGUAUUCUGUUAGUGGCUUUUACAAAAGAUGCAAAUAACCAGAUUUUCCCUAUAGCAUUUGGGGUAGCGGAUUCAGAGAAUAACGAAUCAUAUGAAUGGUAUUUCAGAGAAUUAAGAAAAGCAAUUGGGAUUCGUAAAAAUUUAAUGUUUUUGUUAGAUCGACACAAGGCCAUUUCAAAAGUUUUCCUUGAGUGCUACCAUGCUGCUAUUGAUAAGAAAACAUUCCAUUAUUUGAUGGAGGAACCACCAGGAAAGUGGGCUCGUUCCCAUUGUCCAAGACGACGAUAUGAUAUGUUAACAACAAAUAUUGUUGAGUCAAUGAAUAAUGUUUUGAGACGUGCAAGAGAAUUGCCACUUUUAACAAUGAUGGAUUUCAUACAAGAAAAAAGGCAAAGCUGGUUCUAUGAAAGAAGGACAACUGCAAAAGGAAUAUUCCGUGAGAUAUCAAAUUGGGCAGAAGCAACAUUGAAAGAAAAAAUUAAACCAGCUUUUACAUUUAGAGUAUUGCCCAUUAAUCGACUCAAAUUCAAUGUCAAAGAAGGGGGUCUGGAAUUUAUUGUUGAUCUAGACAAAAGAACAUGUGAUUGUUCUGAAUUUCAGCUAGAUGAGAUACCCUGUGAACAUGCAAUUGCUGCAAUUGACAGUAUAUAUCAAAAGAAAUCGUCCUUUUGCUCGGCUUAUUAUUCAAGGGACUUUUGGUUGAAAACAUAUGAAGGACAAGUAAAUUCUGUAGGUGAUUCAACAACAUGGGUUAUACCAGACACUAUUAAAUCAGAAAUCAUAAAGCCUCUAGAUGCAAAAGUAAUGCUAGGAAGAAAAUAG